GCAGGGGGAGCCGAGGCAGCCGCAGCCGGCCUUUGCUCCAGGGCGCUUGUUUCGCUUUCGCCACACAAGGCCCAUUGGCAAGCCAGCUCGAGCGGGCUGCCUGCCCGGCAUAGUGCCUCGCCAUUGACGCGGGCGGGGGGUCCUUCUACAGCAGCGCCCCUGGCCGAAGGAUAGGACACGGCACCGCCACGCAGUCCUGCGCACACCCCACAUGUACAGGUCCGAUGCCUGACGGCCCUGGUGCAGCAACUGGAGAAAUGCAUAGGGGGCGCCGGUAUGCCGGCCCCGCUUGCCAUACCGCGCAAACCUCAAACUUCGAGGAGCUUAUAUAGUGCGUUGUUGGACUUCUUCUCAAAGUCGAUCUAUGAAGUAUGAACGUCGAAGAGUUCCUCCAGUGGCGGUUUUUUGAUCAUGAAGCAGAUGCACUCGGAUCAAGAAUCGAAGCCAUGCGAUAGAGAAAGUGCUUAUGAAUGUCGAGAAUUACAUACUAUCACAAAAUAAUCCGCGGCGCCUCGUGCAGUUUCUUAAAUUCUUCAGCGAGAAGCGUCGUCUGAGAUAAAUGAUCUUUACUGACCAUGAUCAGCAAGAAAAGGCGCACUCUCAGUACUGGUCUUGAUUGGACAGGUUCGAUUGUAUUUGUAAAGCGCGGAUCGUUACAAGGCCGGAGUAUCUCCAGAAGCUUCACUACCUCAACAUUGAUUUUUCCCCACAGGACUUUGAGACUUUAUUUUGAAGAACGAGCACGAAUAGAUCACUCGUGGGCCAAGGUUUGUCACGAAGUUGUCCAUAAAUAUUUAAGUAUGACACUGCAUUUAGUUGUAGUUCUGCUUGUCGCGGUAAAAAAGGUUGCACUGCCGAUUCUAGCGCGAUAUGAAAGUCAACAAAGUCUCGAUCGAUCAAAGAGUGAGAUCGCUCGAUCUGAAGAGCGCGACAUUUCUGCGGCGGUGGGGUCCGCUUGAGCAGAUUCUCGAAAACGCUGUGAAAGAGAGUUGUGAGCUGUUCGUGCAGCUUGUGCUCGGCUUCUGCUCUCCUGCCGGGAGUGCAACCGCGACGAAAAGUACGCUGGGGAUUCUUGGGCGCAUUCAGCUUGCGGACGCAAAGACGGCGACUUUUUCGUAUCACAUCCGGGCGUGGCAACAAGCCCUACGCACUUGGCAGGAGCAAGUGCUGUUGCUAACGGAAUUCACCGCUACUGCCCUCGAAGUGAUCCUCUACCAGGAGGACAACACUGAUCCUGGUCCCCCCGUUGUCGAUAUUACCCAAUUACAACAAGUAGACCAGCACUCGUCGCAGGAGAAGAAUGUAGCAGCAAGGGGUGGCGGUACAAAAGUAUGGAAAUAUUCUGCGGAAAAACUGGCGCGACAGCUGCGUACUCUGAGAAAAGAAAGCACCUCUAGGACAAAUGAAAUUUGCACACACACUCUUGCAGCAUUGUUGAACGAGAAGGCGCAGCAGUUCAGCAGCAGUGAGACAAGCGGGAAGCGAUCGCCAGGUAAGAGUAAAGAGAACAUAAUUGGCACUACUUCUACGACAUUGCUGGGCAUAAAUACCACAGGACGCGGCACUACUUCUUCGCCACUUAAGGCAGGAGAGGAAAGAAUAAGUUCCACAACGUACUUUGCAGACGGAGUCGAGAAAGAGAAGCAGUUUCAGCAGUACUUUUUGCAGAAUUUUCUUGUCCCGCUGUGGCAGGAAACGGCAUUGCGACAGGACCUUGUUCGAGAUUUCGACGCAGCGUUUGCGCAGCUCGCUGCCGCUAACGGAAAGGGCGCAACGUCGCAGCUCGGUGCGAUCACGCGGCGUGAGAUCCAGAGGACGUUGGUGAUCUGGAUGGAAAAGCCAUUUCUUCAAGACCUAGCGGGUUCGGAAGAUCAGUGCGGGUUUGCGAUUCAUUGGCAUCAAUUUAUUUCAUCUCCGUCGAAAUAG
This is a messenger RNA of Amoebophrya sp. A120, 1926 nucleotides long. NCBI's taxonomy places the organism in Eukaryota, Dinophyceae, Syndiniales, Amoebophryaceae. The record is from the annotation of a GenBank genome assembly.